AUGGAUUCUUCGCAGACCGAUGUUAGCAAGCUGCUCGAUGUGCUCAAAGGCCAAAUGCCGGGGCAGAAGGUGUCAGCCGAGGCGAUGGCUGCGCAGAAGCAAGCGCGAGACAGCACAGGCAUGGAUGUUGACGAGCAGGCCAGCGCGGCGAUCUGGCAAGUGCCUGCCAACGUCGGAUCAGACCUGACCAAGCCGUUUGUGCUGGGAUCUAUCUUGCCAAUGUGGGACACGCUGGACGAGACGCAGAAGCUGAACAUUCUGCUGGGCAUUGCACACGUGGGCGUGGGCAAAAUGCAUGCAGCGCAGGCGGAAGCGCGGCGCGUAUCGGCGCUGGCCAAAUCGGACGCAUCCAGCGACUGGGUACGUACAUUAGGCAGCACAAUCGGCGACGUCGGAGUGACGGGCAGGUUGAACGACCUGGAGACGCUGGGCGACCCAGUGCAGGCGGAGAUUGAGAAGAGCGUCGCGCAGAUGGCCGACAGCCUGGAGGCCCAGCAGCUGGCGCUGUCGACCGAGGCAUUGAGCUACGUCAGCCCGCAGGUGGCUGCGGAAAUGGCGCCUGAGCACAUCCGGUACAUGUACGGCGUGCCGCCUACCGAGGAGGAGGUGGCGCGGAUCACCGAGACCGCAUCCAGGCUAAAGAUCACCAUCAAGAAGCCCGUCUCGCGACGCCCGUCAGCACUGCCCACGCUCAGUCGUCGCGAAUCGUCUGCCGAUGCCAUGAGUCCGGCCGCAAGCAACCCGGAGCUGGCGGACUUUUCGGACCUGUUUGGUGACGAGCCCGAGCAGGAUCGGCCCGCGGGCGCGCCUGCACGGUAUCUGACGGUCAAAACCUCGCAUCAGGCCGACCACGCCGGACGGCUGGCGCGUCUACUGGCGGCCGCCGAUGAGGCCGACGGGUCAGCGCUCCAUGGCGACAAGGCGCGGCGGCCAAGCGGUCCCGCCGGCCGACCAGCGGGGGUUGGCGUGCGGCCCACACCGGGCAGUCCUGCCGGCCGACCAACCGGUGCUGGUGUGCGGCCCACACCGGGCGGCCACGCUGGAGCUCGGCCCGCCAACAAGCUCGGGAUCCUGGCCCCGCGGCGCCGUGCAGCCCCAUCCAACACCGCACUGCCGGCCAGCGGGCUGGACAGCGCGCGACGUGGGGCUGGCACAGGCACACCCGGGUACCAGGCACCGAAGCGCAUUCAGAUGGUGACGGUGGACGAGUCGACCACUAUGAUGCAGGCACGUGAUACCACCCUGAAGGAGCGCCGCGAGCGCCUAGCCGAGGAGCGCGAAGCCAAGCGGCGUCAGCGGGAAGAGGAGCGCGAGGAGAAGCGUCGCCUGCGUGAGGAAAAACGCCAGGCUGCUGCCGAGGCCCGCGCCCACCAGCCCAAGCGCCCCCGCCGCAACAGCAGCGCGAGCCGCGACGCCGAACCGCACGCAUCGCACGAGAGCGGCGAGGCAUCGGCCAGCGACGAUUCUGCAGGCGAGCCGCCAGCCGCUCAGCCCGACUACCGCAUGUUCGCUGGCAAUGACGACCAGGUGCGCGCAGUCUACGCCGAGACCAACGCGCUGACUGACGAGAACCGCCUGAUCAUGUUCAACUUUUUCAACAAUCUGCCGCCGCCGCCCGGCGUCGUUGGCGAAAUGGACAUUGUGCUCAACCAGAAGGAGAUCCCCGACGCACAGCACCCGGGCAAGGUGUGCCAGGAGCUGAUGGUGCUGCAAGCCGACAUUUCCAAGGGCGAAUGGCGCAAGCUCCGCCGCAUCCGCCGCUUAUGA
Molecule: messenger RNA, 1767 nt
Organism: Linderina pennispora
Lineage: Eukaryota; Fungi; Kickxellomycota; Kickxellomycetes; Kickxellales; Kickxellaceae
Exons: 1
Coding region: 1-1767 (588 amino acids)
Source: RefSeq, a predicted model, not a curated record